This is a messenger RNA of Gossypium arboreum, 498 nucleotides long. RefSeq names its product secreted RxLR effector protein 161-like. The transcript has 2 exons. NCBI's taxonomy places the organism in Eukaryota, Viridiplantae, Streptophyta, Magnoliopsida, Malvales, Malvaceae. Bases 1 to 498 code for a protein of 165 amino acids. The record is from RefSeq and is a predicted model, not a curated record.
AUGACUUGUACAAGACUAGAUAUUGCAUAUGUUGUUGGGAAAUUGAAUAGGUACACAAGUAAUCCAAGUAGUUUGCAUUGGCAAGCUUUGAAUAGAGUACUUAGGUACUUAAAGAAAACUAUUAACUAUGGAUUGUGUUAUAAUGGAUAUCCUCCAGUUUUAGAAGGGUAUUCAGAUGCUAGUUGGAUUACAAGUUUGGAAGAUCAUGCAUCUACUAGUGGAUGGAUCUUUAUUCUUGGUGGAGGAGCCAUUUCUUGGGGUUCCAAGAAACAAACAUGUAUUACUGAUUCCACCAUGGCAGCAAAAUUUAUUGUAUUAGCCGCUGCAUUUAAAGAAGUAGAAUGGUUAAGAAAUUUGCUUUAUGAUGUACCUUUAUGGCCUAAGCCAAUUUCAUCAAUUUCUAUCUGUUGUGAUAGUGAGGCUACUCUAGCAAAGGCAUAUAGCCAAGUAUCAUCGAGGAAUCCGGUAGUGAUCGUGCUGGUGUGGAUUCACACCUGA